Messenger RNA from Sphenostylis stenocarpa, 2253 nucleotides. The record is from the annotation of a GenBank genome assembly. NCBI's taxonomy places the organism in Eukaryota, Viridiplantae, Streptophyta, Magnoliopsida, Fabales, Fabaceae.
AUGGGAGUUAACAUGUCCAACACACCACCUCACACCAAAGACUUGUUUUCCUCUCCAGCUCUCUCUCUUAGCCUAGCUGGGAUUUUCCGGCAUGCGGAGGAGGCGGCGGCGACGUCCCGCAUGGUGGUGGCCGGGCAUGAGGUCCGGCGAGAGGAUACUGUUGAGAUUAGCAGUGACAACUCAGGACCUGUGAGAUCCAGGUCAGAAGAGGAUUUUGAUGGAGAAGGUGUUCAUGAGGAUGACGAUGAUGAGAACAACGAUGAUGGUGAUAAGAAUAAGAAGAAGAAGAGGAAGUAUCACAGACACACCGUUGAACAGAUCAGAGAAAUGGAAGCGCUUUUCAAGGAAUCACCGCAUCCUGAUGAAAAGCAGAGGCAACAACUCAGCAAGCAACUUGGCCUUGCUCCAAGGCAAGUCAAAUUUUGGUUCCAAAAUCGUCGAACCCAAAUCAAGACAAUACAAGAGCGCCAUGAAAACUCACUGUUGAAGACAGAAUUAGACAAACUGAGGGAGGAAAAUAAGGUCAUGCGGGAGACCAUCAACAAAUCUUGUUGCCCCAAUUGUGGCAUGGUAACGGCUACCAUAGAUGCUUCCAUGUCCACUGAAGAAAAACAACUUCUUAUUGAAAAUACCAAACUCAAAGCUGAGGUAGAGAAACUCCGAGCAGCUUUGGGAAAAUGUUCACCAACAUCUCCUACAUCUUGUGCUGGUCAUGGUCAUGAUGAGGAAGAGAAUAGAAGCUCUUUCGACUUUUACAAUGGAAUUUUCGGGCUCGAGAAAUCAAGGUUAGUGGAAAUAGUGAACCGGGCAACGGAGGAACUCAUAAAGAUGGCAAACAUGGGGGAACCAUUAUGGGUUCGUAGCGUUGAAGCAGGUCGUGAAAUACUUAACUAUGAUGAAUAUGUGAAGGAGUUCGCAGUUGAAAAUUUGUGCGGUGAUAGGCCAAAGGCAUUCAUCGAAGCCUCAAGAGACACCGAGGUUGUUUUUAUGGAUCUCCCUCAGCUGCUCCAAACCUUUCUAGAUGUGAAUCAUUGGAAGGAAAUGUUUCCGUGCUUGAUAUCAAAGGCUGCAACUGUUGAUGUUAUAUGCAAUGGAGAAGGUUCCAACAGGAAUGGUGCAGUGCAAUUGAUGUUUGCUGAGCUGCAAAUGCUUACUCCAAUGGUGCCCACCAGAGAAGUGUAUUUUGUGAGGUGCUGCAAACAGUUGAGUGAUGAACAGUGGGCAAUAAUUGAUGUAUCUAUAGACAAAGUAGAAGACAACAUUGACGCAUCCCUCGUGAAAUGUAGAAAACGACCAUCUGGUUGUAUUAUUGAGGAUAAAUCAAAUGGCCAUUGCAAGGUGAUAUGGGUGGAGCACUUGGAGUGCAAGAGGAGCACAAUCCAUACAUUGUAUCGAAACAUUGUCAACAGCGGCCUAGCUUUUGGGGCAAGGCAUUGGAUAACCACAUUACAAAUUCAAUGUGAACGACUAGUUUUUAACAUGGCAACAAAUGUUCCUACGAAGGAUUCAAGUGGUGUUGCAACAUUGGCUGGGAGGAAAAGCAUUUUGAAGUUGGCACAAAGAAUGACAUCGACUUUUUGCCAUGCAGCUGGCGCGUCAAGUUUCCAUACAUGGACCAAGUUCACGAGUAAAACAGGAGAAGACAUAAGGAUAAGCUCUAGGAAGAACAUGAAUGACCCCGGUGAACCUCUUGGGGUUAUCUUGUGUGCGGUUUCUUCUGUAUGGCUUCCUGUCUCUCGUAAUGUGCUGUUUGAUUUCUUGAGGGAUGAAGCUCGUCGAAGUGAGUGGGAUAUGAUGUCCAGUGGUGGGUCGGUGCAGUCCAUUGCAAAUUUAGCUAGAGGAAAAGACCGAGGCAAUGUUGUAAACGUCCAAAAAAUACAAUCAAAAGAAAACAGUGUGUGGGUACUGCAAGAUAGCUGCACAAGUGCUUUUGAGUCAAUGGUGGCAUAUGCUCCAGUGGACUUUGCUAGUCUCCAGUCUGUGCUGACAGGAUGUGAUUCAAGUAAUCUUCCCAUUUUGCCGUCAGGAUUCUCAAUUCUUCCUGAUGGGAUUGAGGGAAGGCCAUUGGUGAUUAGGUCAAGGCAAGAAGAAAAAGGAACAGAAGAGGGGUCUUUAUUUACAAUGGUAUUCCAGAUGCUUGUCAAUGCUUCUCCUACAGCCAAGUUAACCAUGGAAUCUGUGGAAUCGGCUAAUAAUCUUGUGUCUUGUACAUUAAGAAAUAUUAGAACAUGUUUACAGUGUGAAGAUGGUUAG